Messenger RNA from Leptosia nina, 1257 nucleotides. The record is from the annotation of a GenBank genome assembly. NCBI's taxonomy places the organism in Eukaryota, Metazoa, Arthropoda, Insecta, Lepidoptera, Pieridae.
AUGAUGAUGUUAUCGCACUUACGGGCUUUGACGCCGCGAAUGCGGUUCAAUUACACAAAGCCAAUAAUAGAUAAUACGGCUUUCAAACUGCACUACAAGGUGACUGUGGUGCUACUCCUCGCUUUUAUGCUCCUCGUCUGCGGUAGGGAGUAUUUCGGAGAGCACAUCAAAUGUCUGUCAGAUCAGGGGGUUCCCCCACACGUUAUCCAGACUUAUUGCUUCUUUAUGGCUACUUUUACAAUAGUGCGGCAUUACAAUGAGAGUCUUCUAGAAGGUGGUUUCCUUCCGCAUCCAGGUGUUGGACCCAUCCUUGAAUCGGAUGAGACGAUCCGUCACACUUACUACCAGUGGGUGCCAUUCGUUCUCUUCAUACAAGCUAUUUGUUUUUACAUUCCUCAUUACAUUUGGAAGAGGAAAGAAGGUGGUAGAAUAAGAGCCUUAGUAGAAGGUCUUCAGUAUGCAAGCUUGGCUCUCAACGAAGAAGAUAUGAAAGCUGGAAACAUCGCUGUUCCUUCUAGAAAAACAAUUGAGAGUCGCGUGGAGCUAAUCAAGAAGGAUAUCUUACUGAGGUUAAGAAUAACCAGAGCGUGGUCACACUGGCUUAUCUCUAUGGAAGUGUUGAACCUUCUCCACGUCAUGUUCCAAGUUUGGAUCAUCAAUAAGUUCCUCCACGGCAGCUUCAUGAGUUUAGGUCUUAAUGUUAUGAGCUUCAGACACUGGGGUGAUAUCACCAAUCCUUUAGAGACUGUCUUUCCUAAGGUAACAAAAUGUGUCUUCCACAAAUAUGGUCCAAGUGGUGCCAUCCAGCAACACGAUGCGCUAUGCGUGAUGGCUCUCAACAUCAUCCAUGAGAAGAUUUACGUCAUACUGUGGUUCUGGUUGUUAUUCCUCUUCAUAACUUCUUUACUGGCUGUCGUGUGGCGUUUUCUAUCGUUCUUCAUGUACCGUCGCUCUCUGAAGUUCAACGAGAUGGUCUUCCGCCACGUAUCUAAAAGCAAGUUUAAUCCAUACAACGUUAUCAAUGUUGUAAAUGGCUGCGAGUUCGGGGAUUGGCUCUUUUUGUAUUACCUCGCGAAGAAUAUGAAGUCUGCUACGUUCCAUGAACUCUUCCGAAGUGUGGCUGAAGAGCUAGAGAAACGAGACAUGCCGUUCAACACGGAAGCAGAUGGGAACGAGGAAAAGGGCUCCGAACCAAUUUUAUUAGGAAAAGUCGAAUAUGACGACGAAACAUUACCACUAAAAGAUAAACGAUCGUAA